AUGAAAGAUAUCUUCAAAUAUGAUGAUUCAGUAAAUUCGGAUAUAAAUUUUGGAGGUAAAGUUAUGGUGUUGGGUGGUGAUUUUAGACAAAUACUUCCCGUUAUACCAAAUGAAAAGAUGAAAGCUUUUGCAAAUUGGUUGCUUCAGUUGGGCGAGGGAAAGAUUGGUGAUAGUGAUGAUUUGGAUCCUAUGUCAGACUUUAUCGACUUUGUAUACUCUUCACUUCUACAACUAUACAAGGAUAAAGAUUAUUUUGCUGAAAGAGUUAUACUAGCACCAACAAAUGAAGUUGUACAAGAUAUAAAAAAUAAAUUGCUUGCUUUGUUUCCUGGUGAAGAAGUCGAGUAUUUAAGCUUUGCUAGUAUUUGUCAAACUGACAAAGCAAAGGAUUCAUCACAUAGUAAACUAUAUUCUCCUGAUGUUCUUAAUGAUCUUAAGAUAUCCGGUUUGCCUAAUCAUCAAUUAGUCCUUAAAGUCGGUGUCCCUGUAAUGUUGCUUCGAAAUAUUGAUCAACAAAAUGGUUUAUACAACGGUAUGAGAUUACGUAUUACUAAACUUUACAAAGGUGUUAUAGAAGCUGAGAUUAUAUUCGGAGGAAACGUAGGGACAAAAACUUAUAUUCCCCGAAUCAGUUUGAAACCAUCAGAUAAAAGAAUUCCUAUUAAAUUUCAACGACGACAGUUCCCUUUAUCUAUAUGCUUCGCAAUGGCUAUAAACAAGAGUCAAGGAAAAUCUCUAUCAAUGGUUGGAUUGUAUCUCAAAUAUCCAGUCUUCUCACAUGGUCAACUUUAUGUUGCACUAUCAAGAGUCAAAAGUUGA
Messenger RNA from Helianthus annuus (common sunflower), 819 nucleotides. Its product is annotated as ATP-dependent DNA helicase PIF1-like. The record is from RefSeq and is a predicted model, not a curated record. NCBI's taxonomy places the organism in Eukaryota, Viridiplantae, Streptophyta, Magnoliopsida, Asterales, Asteraceae. The transcript is spliced from 3 exons. Gene Ontology annotation, molecular function: DNA helicase activity. Gene Ontology annotation, biological process: telomere maintenance; DNA repair. Bases 1 to 819 code for a protein of 272 amino acids.